AUGGCGACCCAUCGCCUCCGAAUCGACGGCGACACAUUCCGAGAUUCGAACAACCGCCAGGUAACGAUACAUGGCAUCAAUGUAGCGGGUGAUACCAAGUUUCCCGCCACGCCUGACGUGUCCUCCCACGUCAAGGAACACUUCUUCGAGGGCGACAGCGUAUCGUUUGUUGGCAGACCGUUCGCACUUGACCAAGCACAUACCCAUUUCUCCCGCUUACGAAGAUGGGGAUACAACACGAUACGCUAUAUCUAUACGUGGGAGGCGCUGGAACAUGCCGGACCAGGCAAAUACGACAACGACUUCAUAGAUUUCACGAUCAAGGUCCUACGGAUAGCGAAGGAGUAUGGCUUUUACGUCUUCAUGGAUCCUCACCAGGACGUCUGGAGUCGGUUUACGGGAGGCAGCGGAGCACCCAUGUGGACAAUAUAUGCCUGUGGUCUUGAUCCAACCAAGUUUGCGGUGACGGAGGCGAGCUUGGUGCAAAACACCUGGCCCAACCCAGUCGAGUACCCAAAAAUGAUAUGGGCAACGAACUACACACGGCUAGCCGCGCAGACCAUUUUCACCUUCUUCUACGCCGGCAAGGAGUUUGCACCGAAGUGCAUCAUCGAUGGGAAGAAUAUCCAGGACUACCUACAAGAGCACUUUGUGAACGCUUGCAAACAUUUGGCACAAAAGAUACACGAUGCAGGAGAUCUGCAGGGCAAGUGUGUGAUUGGGCAUGAGACGAUGAACGAGCCAAACAAGGGAUACUACGGCCAUCCAGAUCUGGCCAGCAUACCUGAAGAUCAGAAACUUCGGAAAUGGACAACACCCACAGCAUUCCAGGCAAUGCUGACGGGAUCGGGUAGAGCGAUUGAAGUGGAUGUGUGGGACUUUGGGGGCUUCGGGCCGUACAAGAAGACGACACAGCUGGUAGACCCCAAAGGUACUACGGCAUGGCUUGAUCCGGCAUCAUGGGAUGAUACCAAGUACGGCUGGAAACGAAGUCCAGAGUGGAAGCUAGGAGAGUGUAUUUGGGCGCAGCACGGCAUUUGGGAUCCUUCAAAAGACGAGCUUCUCCUACCGCAGUACUUCGCAAAGCACCCCAAGACAGGCGAGAAAUUGGAUCAAGAGACAUGGACCAACGACAACUACAUGGAGUUCUACCGGAAGUACAAGACGGCCUUGCGGGAAGUAUGGUCUGAGGCUUUCCUCUUGAUGCAACCCUCUCCGUUUGAGAUCCCACCUGUCAUCAAAGGCACGCCGGAGGGUGACGAUAAGAACAUGAUAUUUGCGUCACAUUUCUACGACGGCAUAACGCUGAUCACGAAGAAGUGGAACAAGCUAUGGAAUAUCGAUGUGCUGGGUGUCCUUCGUGGCAGAUAUAGCUCGCCCGCAUUCGCGAUACGGAUAGGCGAGACUGCGAUUCGGAACUGCUUCAAGGAUCAACUUGCUGAAGUGCGGAGGGAGGGCAUCGACAAUAUGGGAGUGCAUCCUUGUUUAUAUACUGAGAUCGGCAUUCCCUACGACAUGGACGACAAGCACGCCUACCAGACAGGAGACUACAGCUCUCAAGCCGCUGCCAUCGAUGCGAACUUCUACGCGGUAGAAGGCUCUGGUGCACAAGGCAUGACCUGGUGGGUAUACACCGCCAGCAACAGCCACUACUGGGGCGACCACUGGAACGGCGAAGACCUCUCGCUCUACUGCACCGAAGACAAACCCCUCCCACCACCCUCAUACGCCCUCUCCAACUCCUCCAAACUCUCCCUCGAUCCCUCCAACCCCAGCUACAGCGAAAGCCAGUCCGAGUCCAACGCCCCAGUCACCCCCGGCAGCAUCCAAAAGACCCUCAGCGUAGACGACAUGUCCCGCUCCACACCACGCAUCACCUCAGCCGAAAACCAACCAGGCUACCGCGCCGCCGAAGCCUACGUCCGCCCCGUCCCCAUCAACGUCCACGGCAAAAUCGACAGCUACGGCUUCGACCUCAAAAACUGCACCUUCACCCUCGCCCUCACCGCCACCUCCCCAACAGCCCAAGACGCCCCGACGGAAAUCUUCCUGCCCGAAUAUCAUUUCCCGCAAAUGAAAGACCUCACCAGCGUGGAGGUGUCUGGUGGCAAAUGGGAGAUCCGCGUGGUGGAGGAGGUCGAAGGCGCGACGCAGCAGGUUCUGAAGUGGUGGCAUGGGGAGGGCGAGCAGAAGGUUACGGUUAAGGGGGUUAAGAGGAAGAGGGGGCAUGUGGGGAGCAGUGAGAAUGAUGCCAGUGAGGAUAGUUAUUUGGAUGCUUAUUGGCAGAUGGGGAAGAGUUGUAGUGUGAUGUGA
This is a messenger RNA of Zasmidium cellare ATCC 36951, 2313 nucleotides long. Its product is annotated as glycoside hydrolase family 5 protein. Gene Ontology annotation, molecular function: steryl-beta-glucosidase activity. The transcript has a single exon. Gene Ontology annotation, biological process: ergosteryl 3-beta-D-glucoside catabolic process. Lineage: Eukaryota; Fungi; Ascomycota; Dothideomycetes; Mycosphaerellales; Mycosphaerellaceae. The coding region runs from base 1 to 2313 and encodes 770 amino acids. The record is from RefSeq and is a predicted model, not a curated record.